UUGAAACUCCCCAGCCGGGCUCUGGUGGGACAUUUAAUUGGGGGCCAUUCGGUCCUCCGGUGGGGUUUGCCCCGUCGAGGCUCACCCUCCUCUCGGCCGCCUCCUCGGCCAGGGGCCGCACUCGGUGGCCCCGGCAGCUGCCCUGCCUCGAGCACUGGACGCACACGAGCCGCCUCUCGGUGCAGCAGAACCACCCCAGGUCCAGGCCGUGCUCCGGGCAGGCGCUUCCUGCUGGGGGGCGCCCCUCGCCGGGCCGUCGGGCCACCCCGAGACGGCGCUCCUCCGCUCCCGGGUCCUGAGCCAUGGCGGAGAGGAAAGGAAGGAAGGAGAGGGCGGCCGAGGCACCUGCUGCUGCGCCUCAGGUAGGCGGGCCCGGCCCUCAGAGCCUCCCUGCUUGCGCCUGCCCGGAGCACGCCCCGCCCGGCCGUCCUUCCGCCUUAGGCCCUCCAGAGCCUCCACGCGCAAGGGCAGUCUACCCCGCGUGCCAGACGCUCGGAGACGAAAGCGCCCGACAUUACGUCGCCCUGCUGCGCCCUCGGUUGAUCAGCGGGCAGUUCUUAGAUCCGCCUCCCCCUCGGUGAACUCAGAUGGGCUAGACUAGAACUCGGCUCUGGAGCCAAUUUUGGACCGGAGGGCUUGGCGAAUUCUGCCGAACAAUCGGUGGUCCUGAGCAUGGGCAAAGUGCCCCUCUCAGUCCCCGGAACAACUGGGAUCCCUUCGCUCGGGCCUUUCUGCUGCUGACUCGAGCCCGGCUGCAGGAGAUGACCUGAAGGCGAGUCCGGUUACUUGUGGAACUAGAAGUCCCGCGGCCAAGGCGCUUUCUGAGCACGUGAAGAGUCCCUCCUGCUACUCCUUCGUCCCCUAAGUUCUAGAGCAGCGCCCUCCGGGCGAUACUCGCAGGCUGUGCGACCAUUUCUAGGCACCGGGCCGACGACAGUCCCCUCGGCAAUCCCCUUUCGCUGUUGCUAUCCCGGCGCAUUAACAGCCCCACGACAUUCAUCAGGCCGACCUUUCUCCGGCGCAUGGGCGGAGUAUUUCCCCCUUGCUCCUGAGCCUGCGUAAGCACAGGAGAGGAGCUCGCCGAGGGGUGAACGGCUUCCCAGCGCCAAGGCUGAAGCCCAGCGCCUCUGAAUUGAGGACGCGACCCCCCCAGCCGCGGAGGUGGGAGCUGGCCCCGCUGCCCGAGCCCCGGCCCCUCUCGCCUUUCCCUGAAGCGGCAGGCAGCAGAGCCUCUUCCCCGAGGGCCGGUUGCCAAGGGCUGCAAGGAGGAGGGAGAAUGCCGCGAGAGGCGGAGGAGGGCGCGGCAAGGCGGGCAGGAGGUGAGCCCGGCUGGGGAAGGGCCCGAUGGGGAGGGGGCUGCCAGGCGCCCGCCCAACCGGCAGCAAGGGCGCCGGAAGAAAAUCCAACGGGAGGGCCAAGUAUAUUUCGAGGCGGGGGCGCUUGCCCCCCUUUGGCGCCCUCCUGGCAGCCGAAGAAGGAAGAGCUGGGGCCUGAAGGCACCCGAGGCUGGCGCCCUGCCGAGGCUAAGCAGGGUCCGCUCCGGUCAGUGCCUGGAUGGGAGACCGGUUAAGAACCACAUGUAAGCCGCCUUGGGUUGCUACCAUGAAAAGAAAGGCGGGGUAGAAAUGGCAUAACUAACUAACUAAUAAAUAAAAAUCGGACUGGCAGCGCUUGCGCCCGUCUCUGGGCGGCGCCGGGGCUUAUCUGGGGCUUCCUGGGGGGGCGUUUCCCAGAAGGCGGCGGCGGCAUCCUUGGGGGUUGUCUCUGGUUUCCAGGUGUAUUUUGCUUUUAAUUAAUUAGACCCACUGAGUAGAUGCCCUUUUGCCCCUUCACGCCCGACGCAGAGGAUUCGGAUGCUGCAGCGCUUGGCUGGCAAAAGCUGCGGCAGCGCUGGGCGAGGGGAGAAUCGGGAGGGCGCUGCUUGGGCACGAGUCUCCGGCCCAGAAGUUGGCGGGUUGCAGGUUCUGGGGAGGGAUGAACAGGGCUGGUUAUCUGCCAACGGCGAGGCUUUCUGGGAAGCUGCAUCCGUUGCAGCUGGCAUUAAAAAUACGUGUACUGUAAAGUCUUUUUGGUCCUGGAGAGAGACUGAAAACGCCCCCUCUUGGCUGACAUGAUGAUGACAUCACUGGCCUGGUCCUCGCAGAUCACGGUGCCCUCUCUUUUCCUCCUCCCCCCCGUCCCUCCCCCCUCCCCCUUUUAGGUGGCCCUCCCAGGCCCCAAGAGCUUGUAAGGUCUUUGAGGGAAGAAAGCUGUAACAUUUUAGGCACAGCGGGAUUAGGCAUAUAGCAACAAGGACAAAUCAGAGCAAUUGCACCAGGGCCCAUGAUAGCAAAGGGCCCAGACUCUGGGCUUUGUUUUCUUUUAAAAAGUAAAUCUCCAGCCCUUCUGGAAGGAAAAUUAUGAAGGAAAAGGCACAGGCGACUUUCUAAGCAAUUUCUUUGUGAUGAACCAUCCUGGCUGCUCCAAGCUUUGGGUGUUACUAACUAAUGCAUGAAGUCAGAGCUGUGACUGAUGGGCUAAGUGCUUCCUGUUUGGUACAUGCAAGUGUGAUACCCUGCAUGGGGAAACUACAGAGCAAGAUUCCCUGCACCACCUCCAAACACAGGGCUGGCAAGUAUGGCGAAGAGGCCCCACCCCCUCCCACCAAAGUGGUUCUGCAGUCCAGUCCAGCUCACAGUGCUGCUGUGGCUUCAGUGGCUUCCCUCACGGCCAACCUGUCUGUGUCGGGUGGAAAAGACAAGGCUGUUGUUGUGUACAACUGGUAUUGUGGCACCGUGGUGAAGAGGUUCAUGGGUCAUAAACAUGAAGUUACUAAGGUGACCUGCCUCCCCAACUCCAGCUGGCUUUUCAGUGCCUCUCGUGACAAGACGGUGCUGAUGUGGGGACUCCAUGGGGUUUCAGGGGCAGCCCAGCGCUUUUCAGGGCAUGACCUGGUGGUAACGGGCUUGGCUGUCAGUCCAGAUUCCCAGCAGCUCUGCACAGGAUCACGGGACAACACUGUGUGCACGUGGGACAUAGAGACAGGGGGCUGUUUGCUCAGAGCAUCCAUUUCCAGAAAUCUGGUAACACACCUCUGCUGGGUUCCUGGAGAGGCAUAUAUUGUCCAGACGUCAGAGGAUAAAACAGUCAGAAUCUGGGACAGCCGAAAUCUGCAGGUGGCACAUGUAUUUCCUGCCAAGCAGCAUAUCCAGACAUCCUGUGAUGUGAGCCCAGAUGGCCGAUACUGCGUCAGCAGCAGCAAUGGCUUUGGCGGUGAGGGCUGCGAGGCCACGCUCUGGGACCUCCGGGAGAUGAGGUGCAGAGUGCGUGAGUUCAGGGGCCAUUCUCAGACCACAGCAUCCUGCGUCUUCCUCCCUUGGGACCUGGUAACUUUCCCAGCAAUAGCCACUUCUUCGCAUGACUGCACUGUGAAAGUGUGGUGCCAGGAGACCGGAGGUAGAGCGCUCAGCUGUGACUGUUUGGGAAUUGCUUUGCUGGAUCUGACCAAAGUCUGCCUGGUCCAGAAUUUGCCUCCAAGAGUGGCAAGCCAGGUGCUUCUGGGAGGCUCACAGGCAAGGCACAAAGGGGAUGGCACAAUCAUAGGUAGACCGCCUCUGAACAUGGAGGUUCCAUUUAGUUGUCUGUUUACCUUUGAUAAGACAAGUGGCCGUCACAAUAUCAUGUGGCAGUGACUGUCAGCAUACAUUGCUAUAUUUUCGGCGCCAAGUUAAAACCUUUCUCUUUGCUCAGGCAUUUUAGUUUAAUAUGUUCAAAUUGGUUUUAGAUUUGUGGAUUUUUAUAUAUAUGUUUUUGUACCGAUUUAUGUGAUUUUAUUGUAUAUACUUUCUGUUGUACACCGCCCAGAGAGCUAUGCUAGUGGGGCGGUAUAAAAAUUUAACAAAUAAAUAAAAUAAAUAAAUAAAUAAAUAAA
Molecule: messenger RNA, 3910 nt
Organism: Rhineura floridana
Lineage: Eukaryota; Metazoa; Chordata; Lepidosauria; Squamata; Rhineuridae
Gene: WDR31
Product: WD repeat domain 31
Exons: 9
Coding region: 2487-3671 (394 amino acids)
Molecular function (GO): protein binding
Source: RefSeq, a predicted model, not a curated record